This is a messenger RNA of Paramecium tetraurelia, 2436 nucleotides long. RefSeq lists its product as uncharacterized. NCBI's taxonomy places the organism in Eukaryota, Ciliophora, Oligohymenophorea, Peniculida, Parameciidae. The record is from RefSeq and is a predicted model, not a curated record. The transcript is spliced from 2 exons.
AUGGAUAAAUACUAAAUAUCCUCUACAGGACGAUUUUUGUAUGAAAAACAUGAACAAAAUUUCCGACUUUCUAAAUUUAGUGGUCUUUACUUAUUUCCAGGAAUAGUCAUAGUUAAGAUAGUGUUUUAUUGUAAUUAUAUCACAAUCAUAAGUGUUGUAUUGUCAUCAUAUUUUUAUUAUAAAAACAAGCACAAAUGGAGAUUCCUAAUCUAAGCUAUAUUAUAUAUUGGAUAAUAAAUUGAUAUAAACUAUAAUAGUAUAUCAUCUCAUAUUUUUACCUGCAUCACGAAUUUGAUUUUGGUGCCUUACUGGCCAAUGUAAGUAGUAUUUUAAAUUGGAAUCAUUAGACAAUUGAAUCAAGUCUAUUUGUUUUGUUUUUUUAUUGCCCUUUUGAGAGCUGUUGAAAUCCUAAAGAGAUUUCUUUAUUCCAAAAUAUGCAAUAUCAACUCACAUCAAUGUGAAUAGGACAGCAUUUUUCUGAAUCUACCUCAUCACAUUCUUUACUUAGACGAAAACAGCAAUGAAUUAUUUUCGAAUAAGUCAAUAAAGUUUAAUCAAGAAUCAGAAAACCUAAUAAGAGAUUAUAUUAAAAGGAAAUACUAUGGUAUAAUAUAAGUGGAGAAUUAAUAAAAGGAGACAAUCGAUUAUUACAUUAAGCCAUGGUAAGGAAAUUUCAUCUUAGUUCAGUCCUACUUUAGUAGUGAAGAGAAUUGCUUCUUCGAAUAAAUGUAUGAAUAGAUAAAUAAGUUAUAUGUGCAAUUAAAUUAAGAUUAUACGAAAUGGAACAAUUUAAGAGCCUUUCGAAUGAUUAAAGAGUCUGACUUAAGUGUUUUGGGAUAAUGCUUAUCAGAAUGUCUUCACUUAGAACAUUAAGUAAAAUCAAUAGCGAGUAAUUUCUAAUAAGACGUAUCACAGUUUUACUUAAAAGUUACUAUUUGCAAUAUUAUAGAUUUUAUGGUUCUUAAAUUGUAUGAUCAUUUUAAUAUUAUCAAUUUGAACUUUGAAAGUGGAAUUCCAGAAAUAGUGGCUGGAGAUAAAAAACUAUUAUAAUUCAUUUUGUAGACACUCCUAACAUCGACUUAAUUUUGUGAUAAACAAAAAGGUUAAUUGUCUAUUAAAUGUAUGAUUUAGCAAAUUAAUCAGGAGAAGUCAGGAUAUGAUCUUGAAUUCACUUUCAAUUUCACAUGUACACCAUCAGUAAUUAAAUUAUAUUCAUAAGUAUUUGGAGUCAACGAGAAUAAAUUAAAUCCUAAUGAAGAGUGGCUCAUACAUUGUUUGAAGAAGUGCAAAUAAUUAAUGAAACAAAAUUAGAAGGAAUUUAAUUUUUAAACUGAUGGUGACAAUGUGAUAAUAACAUUCACAUUCUUGAGUUUGAUAUCUAGUAAUAAACUUGAAUAAAUAUCGUAAUUUACUGAUCUCACAUUUACAAGAAGUGUGUUAGAUGAUUGUCACUAUUAAUGGAAGGAAAAAAAAGUGUAAAUUCUACCUACUAAAUUCAUACUGGAUUCACAAUCUAGAAAAAGUUUGCCAGCUAUUAAAGAAUAAUAGAAUGCAUCACCCUAAUUAAAAGUUUCCAUUGCAUUCCCUGAAAUUAGAGAUGAAAUAAUCCAUAUUUUAUAAACAACUUUAGAAGAUGCAAAAGAUAAAGGACUUCUAGAUAAAGUUAAUUUUGAUGAUUAAGAUAAUAAUGUUAAAUGCGCAUUCAGUGAAUAUGCAGAUAGCAUUACAAACUCACCACCAUCCUUUAUUACACCUUAAGUCUAGGGGAGGAAAUUGCAAGAUUUGGCAAAAGAGAAAUUUAAAAAUCUAUUGAAAGAGGUGCAGAAACUAAAGAAAAAAAAGAGACUUGCUAAAAGGAGCAAUAGAGUUGUGUUUCCUAGAAGGAAUGAUAAAACUUGUGAUCUUUAGAAUGCUCCAUGUUAAGUAAAUUUUCAUAAUUCAAUCUUAACCAAUAGAAAUAAUCGAGCUUAUUUAAAAUGGAGUCAUAGGUGCAAUAUUAUCUAACCUCCUAAAACAGUUCAUGAGAUUUUAUGUUAUAUUCCUGAAAUGAAAUUUUCGAAAGACAUAAUUCAUAACUUUGGAAAUUCUGCUUACGAUACAAUAGAAAUAAAAGAACCAAUUAUUUUAUUGGACAUUGCUGAUGUCAUAAGACUUUAUAAAAAAUAUUUGUAAUAAGGUAAAUAAUUCUAUUACAUUAUGCUCUUUGUCAAAAAACCUUAAGAAAUUGCAGAUUUUGCUGACAUUGUACAAAAGAACGAAUAAGAUAUAGUCUUAUAACAUCCAAAAUAUUAAUAGACAUAUUUAAUUGGAAUUACUGAGUAAUCAUUAAAACCUUCUCUCUACGCUUACUUAUAACAUAUAAUUCCAUUUGGGUAAUGGAGUACUGACAUCAAAUAAAUCAAAGCAUUUAUUGCCAAGCAAAGAGAAAUAAAUUGA